Botrytis fragariae is the source of this 20697-nucleotide messenger RNA. RefSeq names its product putative involucrin repeat protein. The record is from RefSeq and is a predicted model, not a curated record. NCBI's taxonomy places the organism in Eukaryota, Fungi, Ascomycota, Leotiomycetes, Helotiales, Sclerotiniaceae. The transcript has 4 exons. Bases 1 to 20697 code for a protein of 6898 amino acids.
AUGGCUGAGAAACGCGAUCGAUAUGGCACAGGAGGAGAUCCAUCGAUUGCGCAGAGAGGGAAUGGAAAUGGAAGUUGGAAUGGUAAUGGAGGACGAGGAUAUAAUGGACGCGCGCCUCCAAAUUUGGGAUUUGAUGGAGAGGGGAGCUCAGUUUCGGGUCGCGGACAAAAUGAUAGGAGAUACGGGUCUAUGCCCCCAAACACGCCCAUGACGCCCUACACACCCUACACGCCUUACACACCAGUAACUGCAGGAUAUGAUGGCGGAGAGAGCUUUAUUUCAGCAGAGACACCGAGACACGAUCAUUACCAUGGCGGAGAGAGUGCGAUUGGAGGACGUCCAGCAGUUACACCGGGAGCUGCAGGCUAUCGUGGCGGAGAAGGCUCUUACAAUGGUGGCACACCACAAACUGGGCGAUUUAAUGGCGGAGAAAGUUAUGCCGAAGGUCGCGCUCCUAGGCCAGGAAGAUACGAUAUUGCUGAGAGUACUAUGUCUGUUGACACACCGCGAACUGGUCGAUUCGAUCCGGGUAUGGAAAGCUCUAUCGCGCAUCCCGAUACGCCACGUACUGCUCAUUAUGAUACCACUGCAACUACCAUGUCCAUGGACCCAUCAAGAACAGGACCAUAUGAUAAAGAAAAUACAAUCACGGUAGCAGAAUAUUACGACCCAGAACGAGCACGAGAAAAUGAACGACAAAUGAUGGAUCGCGAGAAAUCUGAACGAGAACGAGGAAUGCGCCAACCUUCAGGAAUGGAAUAUGGACCGCGACCUACGGAAUAUUUGAGUACAUCAGGAUCAUCUACUUCUUCGUACCUCGAUAUCUCUCGCCAUUUCCCUACAAAAGGGUUUAGUUUCAAGUCUUUCUUCUCGACACCAUCCGAAAAGUCUGAUUCUAAGAAGAAGGAGAAGAAGAAAAAGAAAAGCAAGAAAUUGACGAAACAUAAUACCUCAUCAAGCUCCUCUUUGAAUGAAGAUUUAGCUUUCGGAACCGGAUUUCUUAGAUACAGAAGGAAGAGGAGUGUGAGAGCUAGGGAUGGAAGAGACAGGCAAUGGGAAACCAUAGGAUAUAAGUCUAGCAAGGAAAACCUGAAAGAUACUCGAUCUCCCACGAAUGACAGACCUACAAGCUCGAAACGGCCAACUACCGAUGCUGAAAUUUUGGCUUUAGGUGCUGGAAUCGCUGGACUUGCCAAACUUGCACUCGAUCAUAGCAACAAAGACGCCAAAAAUGGUAAGAACGGACGCGGCGUUCCUGAAACCGUUACUUCUAGUCGAAGGGAUGAGCGCGGCCUUCCACCUUCCAAGGCUGUUCCAUACGAAACCGACCCCAAUGAUGAUGAGGGAUGGGAAUCAGCCUCUGAUGACGAGUCAGAUUCAAGUGUUGAUACUGGUUUGGCGUUUGGAGGUGGAAGUCAUGCUGGCAAGAAAAGCAAGGCUGGCUUCUUCGGACGCAAGAAGACUCACGGCCCAAAGAGUCGAAAGAGUAACGUGGUCGAUCCAAGACUCCUUGGACCAGAGAAUUCCCUCAAUGGGUACUUAUCAGAUAGAGCUGUAGGCUUCGAAGACGUGCAAUGGGAGUCGGGUAGUGACUUUGGUCAACACAAUUACAUUCCUUACAGCCAUCCAGACAGACAGGUGGAUACUUUGUAUGUGCACGAAAGGGUUAGGAUAAGCAGGACCCAAAGUGUUGGAAGUGGUUCGCAGACCCCUCUUCAAGAAGUCUUCCCAGUCCCCACCAAUGAUCCCUCUCGAUUCGAUGUGGCGCGAGCAUCUUCGUCCGAAUACAAUGCCUCUAGACCUGCGCCAGUUCCAAUUCAGCAACCUCAACCCAUCACUCCAGUUUCUCAUAGUGUUUAUCACGAGUCCAGCUACGUUCGUUCAGAAUCUGGCGGGAUCUUGAAAAGCUCUUCUGGUAGAUCUAAAUCUUUAGCUAGCGCGGCCUUAGCCGGCGUAGCUGGAGCCGCUUUUGGAGCCGCAAUUGCAUCUAGUCGUCGAGAUGAAAAUGAGAAUUAUCGUGAUGAUGAUAGAAGAGACAAUCGGAGUCACAGUGAAAGCGCUGUUAAUCGACGAGAUAGCGAUCGAAAAGAACGACGCUACGAGGAGGAUCAAUACUCAAUCGCCGAUAGCAGCGUCUCUAAACCUCGAGAUGAAGACCGAAAAGAGCGCCGUCGUGAUUAUGACCAAUCUUCUAUCGCUGAUAGUAAUCUCACUUGGGAUGAAAAACGAGAGAAACGUCGCGAGGAGCGAAGAAAAGAUGAUUCUAGAAGCUCCACUUCCAAUUCUGAUCGUGAUAAGAAUCGAGAAAGGAGUCGUGAUGAUCCCGAUGCUGCUGCAGAGGAGCGAGAGAGGAGACGACGAGAGAGACGCGAAGAGCGACGUGCACCUGAUCGCAUUGAAGACAACUAUGAAGAGCGACGAGCCCACGUACUCUCAGAAAUAUCGGCAAUGGCUCGCACACCCACGGAUCCAUUGCAAUACCAGGUUGCAGACACGCCUCCUCGCGAAGAAAGCUCUAGCUGUCAAGCUAAAGAUCAAUCUGCACCUACUGUUGUUACUGUCGAACGCGAACCGGAUUUUAAUCGAAAGCAAAAUUCAUCGAUUAAAGAAGCAUCUUCUAUCUCCCGCUCCGAAUCACGCACUGAAAUCUCUCACACAGUUGUCAAGGAACAGCGAUACAAAGAACAUGCUAGAACCCUUCAUGACGCCGAGAUGAUCUAUGAAGAAACUGAACAUUCUACAGCUCCUAUUGAGGCAGCAGCUAUUGCCGCUGCCGCUGCUGCUUUGGCUAGGGAAAGUCGUCGAGAAUCAAGAUCAUCGAAACGACGAGGAGAGAGACGAACUGACUCUGAGGAUCUUUCAAAAGAUGGUGAUUCUACCGAAGCCCCGGGACAAUCGCACGAUGAAGUUAUGGCAGAGGCCGAUCGAGCCUAUCGUGAAAUCCUCAUGGCCAGGAAAGUUGCUGCAGAAGUCCGCCGUUCUCGCACUCCAUCACCUGAGCGCUCUGUGAUGAACAAAUACGAAGAAGAGUCAGAAGAAGAACCGCCACGAAUUGUCACUCCUCCCGGCAUGCAUGAACGCAAGAAAGGUCCAUAUGAUGCACCAAAUGCUGAUUUCAAGCUUGAUUAUAUCAUGACACCUAGAGAUCUAAAAGUCUACAGCAUUCCAAGCAGGCGAUAUAAGGUUGAUGAAGCUGAUUUGAAGGGUCCAUUCAUGACAAAGGAUGCGGAUGCUAAACUGCCUCGACCUAUCUUGAACUUGAUUCGGCCCACUCCUACUUCAACACCAUCACCCGAGAAACAGUUUGCCACCAUGGCUAAGAAUGGAAACGUGAAGAAGGAAAGUUCUAAUCGGUCGGAUGAUCGCCCAGUUGAAAAACGCCGUUCUGAACCUGAACCUGAACCCGAACCUGAGCCUGAACGUCGUUCCAAGACUAAGGAUAGAGAUGGAGAGCGUGAACAACCUUCCAUACGAUCGCAAGACGAGCCAGUCCAACCCCAACCAGGAGAUCAAGUUGAGGAUCGUGAACAAAUUCCAUUAUAUCGAUCACAAGAUAGGCCUAGCGAGACAGCACAGAUCCACGAACAGAUUCCUUCAUACCGAUCAAAGGAGGAGUCACAUGAGCAAGAUCGUCCAAAACGUGAUAGAAGAGACAUUCCUCCCAUCAUGAUCGGUCCAAGGGGAGACCUUGUUCGCUCAUCUGAUGUUUCUGUCCCAUCUCCCACUCAGUCCACGGUCUCAAAAGCUGUUACCUGGGGUCCAAACGAGACAAAACACUUUGAAGUCGAAAGUCCCACCGAACCAAGGGAUGAGUACAUUUCCGAUUCAUCCCCAGAAACUCCUGAGAAGCCAAGAUUUUCGGAGCCAAGAUUUUCGGAGCCAAGGUUUUCGGAGCCAAAACCGGAGUCGCCAACUGAACCAAAAUCUCCGAGCGGAUGGGCUGCAAUGGCAGCAGGCAUUAUUGGUGCAGGUGUGGGUGCCGCAGUAGCAGGCUCGAGUGAAUCUCCUAAACAACCUGAGCGACCUGAAUCUCCUAAGAAGCCUGAGCGAGCCGAGGUAAGUGAACUCGCCAGGAUCUUAAAGGCCAGGGAAAGUGAACGACCCGAAUCUCCUAAGCGAGCUGAGAUCAGUGAACUUGCUAGAAUUUUGAAAGAAAGGGAAAAGGAGCGACCUGAAUCUCCUAAAAAACCUGAGCGAGCCGAGGUGAGUGAACUCGCUAGGAUCUUAAAAGCUAGGGAAAGUGAGCGACCUGAAUCUCCCAAGCGUGCCGAAGUAAGUGAACUUGCUAGAAUCUUGAAAGCAAGGGAACAGGAGCGCAACGAAAGGUCUUAUGAGUACAGAGGCGUAGUGGUAGAGCCUGAGAGUCCAUACGGAGAACCGAGGCGAGAUAGUCCACCUCGAGAUAUGGGAAGAGACAGUCUGUAUCGAGGUGUGAUUGUAGAGCCUGAGAGUCCAUACGGAGAACCGAGGCGAGAUAGUCCACCUCGAGAUAUGGGAAGAGACAGUCUGUAUCGAGGUGUGAUUGUAGAGCCUGAGAGUCCAUACGGAGAAUCAUUUCGAGAUGUGGACAAAGACAGUCUGUACCGAGGCGUGACGGUAGAGCCCGAGAGUCCAUAUGGAGAAAUGAGAAGUCAAAGUCCACCUCGAGAAAACAGGAGGGAAAGUUUAUCCCAGCAUACGAGAAGAGAUAGCCCACCAAGCGUCGGUCCCAAGCCCGUUUCGCCACAAACUUCACACAUGCCUGGUGCUUUUGACGACGAUUUGGAUUUCACUGCAACAGUGGCAGCUGGUUUGCAAGAUAGUGGCUUCGAUCCUAAUCUCGUGGUUGACGACCUCGCGUUCCGAAAACGUGAUUCCCCACCUGGUUCUAAUGAAUACAAAACGCCAUGGGCAGGAUCUAUCGACGACCUCUCAAGCAUUCCCGGUGAGAAUUCUUCAAAUCGUGGCUUUGUUAUGGGCGAGGUGCUAGAAACUCCGAAAGAUUGGUCGAGUGUAUCGCCUGCCAACGAAGAAUCGCCCAAUCUUAAUAGGAAAGAACAGAAAAGGCUUGAAAAAGAACGGAGACGAAGUGGUGGUGAUGUAUCAUCGCCAAUCACCGAUGUUAUCGUUGAAGAGCCUGAAAGCUAUUUUGACACCUCUAGGCAGAGCAAAAAAGAACAAAGGAGACGUGACAAGGAGGAAGCAAGAACACAAUCACUUCUGAGAGAAGAAUCUUCAUUUGUUGAUAUUCUGCCAAACCGCGAACUAGUCGAAGAACCGGAAAGUUAUGUUGAGCCUGUUGACACUUCCAAGAAGUCCAAUAAGUCAUCUCGGUCAUCGACGUAUGAAGAUAUUGACCUUAAUUCAUCUGCUUCAAAACCAAAAAGGAAAUCUAGCAAGCGCUCAUCAACUUACGAUGGCAAAGUCGAGUCUCCAUUGCGUGAAAGUCGCAGGACCUUCUCCAUGGAUGAUAUCAAAAAUGGCGACGAAUCUAGAAUCCCUAGAAAGUCGAAGCGCGACAGUGUUAGAUUUGACUCACCCCCUCCAGAAGUUGACUCUGAAUCCGGCAAAUCAUUGAGAAGAAAGUCAAAGGACAAAUUGGGAAGCAAGAGUGAACGUUAUGAUGCUCCUGAUCCUUCACAAAUCUCAUUGCCAGCCUCUGAUAAUUAUGAAGAUAUGGAGCUAUCGAGAGAUCCAGACCGACCAUCACGUCGAGAUGGCGAUGAUCCAUUGUGGGCUUCAUCCCGUUCAAUCUUAUCAGCUGGUAGUAGCUCAAAGGUGGAUGAAGAAGAUUCACCACAAAAGAACCGAAAAGAUCGCAGCAGCACCAAAGAAAAUGACGAUGCUACACGACCAAUUGCUUCGGAACCUACUCGCGAUGAUAACGAAGAUUCAAAGAAGAAGACAAAGGAAACAACGCCGAAGAAGAGUGGUGGGUUGUUUGGUUUCUUUAGCGGUGCAAAGGCAGAAGCAGCAAAGGAGGAACUAACGAAAGGAAGUCGUGAUGAUCCUGACGAUGUCAAGAAGAAAAAGAAAAAACGGAGUUCAACGUCGGAUGGAAUAACUGAGGGCCAAUCUUUCAGUGAUUCUCAACUGGUUUCAAGUGAGACUAAUGGCCACAAAACACGCGGUGAGGAUGGUGUGCAAGAUUCUAGGAAUGAUGGAGAGAGGAAGAGGAGUAAAAGUUCAGAUUCGAAGAAGGGUUCUUUUUUAGAUAAUGCCGGCAUCCUUGGCGCGGGUGCCGGCCUUGCUGCUGGUGCAAUUGCAAUUUCUGCUCAGCACCAACAGCAACAUGCCGCUAAUAAUAAUGAUAGCGAGGGAAGUACGGGGGAUAUGGGAAAGCUGGAAAGAGAGGAAGAUAUAUUGGAUCCAGAGAUUAUCGAACGACAAAUCAGACCCUCAAUUGACCCUCAAUAUGGAGAUCUUUUACCAUUGCCGCCAAGUGGUUCAGUUUCACCUAAUUGUGAACCAAUUGAUGACCUGCCCAAACUUCCAGAAAGUCGACCUACAACACCUGAAUCUGAAAAACGGACUGUAAGUACGCCAAGGGAGAAGACUCCGCGAAAUCGUAAGAGUUUGCAGGAGACUCCUGUAAAAUCUCCAAGCCAAAGUGCCGUGCCAUUAAAAUUCGUCAUGGGAAACCGAUCCAAUCCGGCCUCACCUAUUAUAACGAGAUCUACUGGUAAUACGCCCUUUCCUACUUUCCAUCCCUCUCCAAUUGCAGAAUCAGCCACAAUUCCAAGAUCUAGAUCAAGACCUAUGUCAUGGGAUAAUACCAAGGAAUUCAAGCCCCUGUAUCUAUUAGAGACUAACAGACGUGGGUCGUUCGUGCCAGAAGAGUUAAUUGACCCGCUCCCACAUUUACCGCCGUCCCGAACCAAUUCAGAGCUUGACGUGGCGGAUCUACCCGAAUCGGGCUUUUUGGAAAAAUUGGACCUUCACCGCCCUUCGCUAGACCCACUUUCAACCAACCUCCCCUCCGAUGAUCACACCUCCGGAGAAUCCACACCGACUGCGAUUACUUUUAAAAGGGACUUAGCGCCAUCAGUGGAGUUUCUUCAAGAUUCUUUCCCCUCACUGGAAGAAAUACAAACUUUAUCUUCUGAUGCAUUUCAUGAACAAUCAUCAUCUGAAUCAGUAGCUAAAGCCAUUGGAGCCGCAGGAAUUGCAACUGCAGCCGGCCUUGCUAUUGCAUCUCAUGGUACAAGCGAUGAACAGGAACCAAGGUCUUCUCAAGAGAUCCAGGAAAAGAGUGGAAACGACGAUUUAGAAUAUUCACCCGAGUCACAUGACAUAUCUUCCGAACGGGAGGAGACAUUGCAAACCUUAAGUGGAACUUCCAGCAAUCAAACCAUGAGUAUUGAAGAGGAGGUCGAACAGACCGAAGAAUUUCCUUUGUCAAAUUUCAAGAAAAAUGAGGGCAAAGGUUUGACGCUUGAAUCAGAUGACAUUCAUGAUCAAGCCGAGAAUACUCCGGAGCCCAUUCAAGAACUCUCCAAUCCAAUUGAAGGGGACAAUGUCGAGUCCGUAGAUAACUUCUCUACACCAGAGUCCAAGAACGAUCAGGGUAAGAAUGGAACAGCUGUAUCAUCUCAGGAGCCCGAAUUGGAACUCCAAAACGAAAUUCCUAGUCAAGAGGAUACACAAGGACCAAAAUCCGGCUAUGCUUCAAGUGAAUCACAUGACGUGACCGGACCGAACAGAGAUCUUAUCGAACAAGCAGCUACCUCCGAGGCUCAACUCGUUGAAUAUCCUACUCAGAAUCUCGAAGAGGAGAAAGCAGACAAAAAUGUUCUGUCCUUCGAGCCCGAAUUGAAGACAAAAAAUGUGGACAGCGUAGAGCCUUUCAAACCUAUGGAUGAAUACCCUUCAAUUGACAAACCGGUUGAUGAACCGCAACAGCAAGUGCAGAAAUCUGGCCAAAUGGAAGAAGCUUCGCCUUCAGUCAAUAUUAACCAGAUCGAGGAACUCUCUGUUCCCAAGUCCAAGAAGGACAGAAAGAAGGACAAGAAGAAGGCAAAAGCUGAUGCUCUUAGACUGGAAAGACUCACUACUGAGCCAAUUGUUGAAUCUAUGAUUGAAGUUCCAACACGAGAGCCAUCACUCGAGGUAUCGUCAGAGCUUUCCCGCGAGAUUUCCCAGCCAUCUUCUCCUCUAGCCAGCCCCGAGGCACAAGCAUUCAAUGAUUCUGUACUGCCUGAAAAUUCUGGUGAUAUCACGCCCACAGUUUCCGAGUUUGCUAGCCCCAAAUCGAAAAGAGAUAAGAAAAAGUCGAAAAAAUCCAUACCGAUUCCUUUUGAUCCACAAACGGAACAAGCUAUGGUACAACCCGAGCUCAACGAGGCUGAGAUUUCCCAAUCUGAAGAUGUCACGAGAAAUCCUUUAGAUUUGUCUCAAGAAUUGGUUCAAGAACCCAUUCAAGCAGAACCUACCACGCCUGUCAAUGUUGAGCCAAUUGAAGAGUUCUCAACUCCAAAAUCCAAGAAAAGCAAGAAGGACAAGAAAAAGGUAAAGAAGGAACAAAUCGCGAAUGUCGAGCAGGACCCAAUUGAUGUCACUCAGGAGCAGGAGCAGGAGCAAGUACCUGAAUUGCAAGAAAAGGAACUACCAGAAGCUCUUACUUUUGAAGAGACGCCAAACCUUGAUGAUACUACUCACGCUAUCGCCUCUCCUUCUUUGAAGAAGAAUAGAAAGAAGAGCAAAAAGGGUAAGACUGCAGACAUAGAAGGCCCCACGGAGCCGACAAUUUCUGGUCCUAUUCCAGAGGAUGUGUCAGAGAAACCAACACCAAUGGUUGGACCUGGUGGUUGGCCAAUCACUCCCGCUACUCCAUGGACUACCGGUGCACAAGAAACUUCUACAUCAAAUGAAAAGGACUACUUUCCAGCUGCCGAAACAAUACUACCAAUCAUUACUGCCGGAGAUACUGUACUUAGUGCAGAACAAUUGAAGUCCAAUGAUAUUUCUGAAGACAAGAACGAUCUUGGUAGCCGUACUGCUGGACAUGGAGAUGAUCAACUCGAACUUGCAAACCAGACACAAGAGGAAUCGAAGCCACAAGAAAUUGUGAUUGAGGAUGUCUCUAAAGAGCUUGGAGGGGAUGUCACUGGAACCAAUGGACUUCCGACCGGUUCUCAAGAAGAUGAAUCAUCUCUCCCCCGCCAGUCACCUGCGGAGAUUGAAGAGAACAUUCAAGAGAAUCAUCCACCACAAGAAGAACGGGAUCAAAUCUCUGCAAUUGAGACUCAAGAGGAAGAGACGCCAAUUCCCAAUGAGACUGAAGCUCCGGAUGGAUUCGAAGCUGAAUACAAAGAUGACCAACAAGCGCUUUCUAAGGAUUUGAAGGAGGAACUCGAAUCUGGUAGUGCCAAGGACGAGAGGGACGAUGAAAGGGAAAAGCACGCCAAUCAAGAUCAAAUCGAAGGGGUUCCUUCUGAUAUUGCUUCCUCAGAUUAUGCUAUCAAGGAUUUGAACGAGCCAACAAAUGUCCCUACCCCUCAGGCAGAGACUAUCGAGGAUCCAGCGAUCAAAGCUGUACUUGAAGAACCAGAGGAGGUUGCCCAAGCUGAUAAGAAGCCACAAAUUUCCGAGGACAGUAACCCCGUCGAGAACGUUAUCAAGGAACAGACUCCUUUGGACGAGACCUCCGCAAUUGUGCAAGAGCCAAAGACUAUCGAAAAUACGCAUAUCGAUCAGGAAUUUUCAGAUCCAGCAAUAACCGAGAGAACGCCCAUUGACCCGAUCAUUUCAGCACCAGAACCCGAGGUAGAGACUCAAAGCAAGGGGUCUAAGGAACAAGAGAAUCGCGAUAAUAUCAUGACACCCGGCACUUCGGAAGAAAAGACGCCUGUCGAUGCCUCUCCAGAGCGACUCGAGCCUGAGCAUUCGCAAGGUGCCGAUGAAGCUUCUAUUGCCAUCGACCCUAAACCGGAAUCUGCUAUUCUUGACAAGAGCCAAAACAAUAUGAUUGAACCGACACCCAUUGAGGAAGUUUCUGUUUCCGAGAAUGUGGAUCGAGCCAACAUUGAGGAAGACAAGACACAAGGAGAAGAAUCUGCUGAUGUUAAGCAAAAAGUUCCGGACACACCUCUGGAGCACUCUACUGUAGACCGUGAAAUCGAAUUCUCUGCACCUCCCAAGAAGUCUAAGAAAGAUAGAAACAAGCGUGGCAAGCAAGUACAGGAUUCAAUUGAAGACGAUACCGUUGCCAAGGACAUCAAACCCACUAGCGAGUCGUCCAAUGUCGAAAUGCCAUUUGAACAGCCAAAUACUAUGCCUGUGGAACAAAUUAUCACGAUUCCCGCCAAAGAGCCAGCUCCUAACGAUGCACCAAUGACAGCAGGACUUUCUGGCCUCAUGGGUCCUUUGACAGGAAGAAGAAAGGGUGUUUUGGAAAUGGUUCAAGCUUUGGGAUGGGGCAAAAAGAAGGACAAGGCCUCAAUUGCCGCUGCUGAGCAAGGACUCCCUCCAAGACCAUCUACAGCACGUGCUGCAUCCGAAUCUUUUAUGUCUACACCACGCGUUGUGUCUGAGUCCGCCAUGCCAAAGGUCAUCGAGACUGAACCUGUCAAAGCACCGUCGCCUACUACGGAACUUGAGGAAUGGGCUCUGGCAGACGAAAACUCGAAAACAAAUUCAAAGAAGAGCAAGAAGAUCGCAAGUGAAGAAAUCGAGGCAGUGCCAAGUACAAUCAUCGAGGAAGAACCUUUACCCGUUGAGCCCAAGGAAGAAAUUGCUCAACAAAUCAUGGAGCCAUCAGUCACGAAAUCGGCAGAAGAUGUACAAGAUGAUCAAUCACCUAAAAGACAAAAGGGCAAGAAACGUCUCAGCUUACAAUCGUUCAUAUCCGAAGAGGCCUCCAAAGCAUUUAGAGCUAGGGAAUCCGCCAAUCAAGGACCAGAAACUCCGUCCUUGAUGGCAGAGCCAGCUUUUAUCGAACAAUCUCAUGAACUCACUUCCGAGCCAAUUAUCGAUACAGCAGUUGAAGAAACGGAAACCCUUGAAUCUUUGAUUGAGGUCCCGACCAAGAAAUCGAAGGAAGAUGAGAAGAAACGCCGAAGUUCGCAAUCCUCAGUGUCGGAAGAAAUGCCAAAGGAACAGGCAGAUGUGUCAAGAGAUGCUGUUACUGAGAAGGAACCCAAGCUUCAAGCACCGGAAAUCCAUGAGCCAUCUGUUGAAAGCAAUAGCGAACCUUCCGAACUUCAACGCGAACCUACCUUGGAAGAGAGUCAAGCUCCCGAAGUGUCAAAUGAAGAUUCCUCUGAACCAGUUGUCGAAACCUCUGGAGAGCCCAAGGAACUUGAUCGUGAGGCUAUUCAGGAGGAUCUUUUUACUUCAUCACCACAGCCUGAGCAUAUUCCUGAACCAGUUGUUGAGAACCCUAGCAAAUCUUCAGAAUCUCCUCGCGAGAUUGACCAAGAGAGUAUUUUCAUUCCAGAACCCCUCUCAGAGGAUACUCCGGAGCAAGCAAUCCUUGAAAGAUCAAACGAGCCCUCGGAUGUUCCUCGCGAGGCUAUUCAGGAUGAUGAUAAUGUACCACAAGCAUCAUUUGACCUUGUUACUGAGCCAAGCGCGGUUGGUAAUGAGGCUUCUCCACCAAAUGAAUCCACUCUCGAGAAAGCCACGAAGAAUGUCGAUAUUUCUGAACCAAGCUUGGUUGAUGAAUCUUUCUUGCCAAAAGAAACUAUCCAAGAUGAUAUCAUGGCAUCUGUCGAGUACGUCGAACCAGAUACAAGUCUUGAAGAGUCUAAAUUGUCAGUUGAACCCCUUUCUGAAGAGUUGGACAAUGCUAUUGAAGUUCAAAAUCCAGACACUGUUGAUGAGCUUACUUUACCAAGUCACAUUAUCUUGGAGGAAAAUCCACGAGAGGUUGAAGUUGCUGAGCCAAGUCAUAACAACGACCAGUCUUUUUUACCACAAGAACCACUUCUCGAGGAAACUAAUAAGGAUGCCGAUGGGUCUUUGACGAAGCAAAUUAUUCCACGGGAGGAGUCAGGAACUCUGGAAACUUUCGAGCCAAGCCAUAUUGAUGAAGAGACCCUCUUAUCCACUGAACCUGCAGCAAAAGAUGAAACAGUUCAAGUGCCAAGCGAAAUUGAUCCUGCGGAGGAAACGGAAGUCCAAGAUGAAUCGACCUUACCCGGCACUAAGAAGUCCAAGAAAAGCAAGAAAAGCAAGAAGAGUAAAAACAAGUCCCUUUCAGAGCCUGAGGUGCCAAUCGAAGUCACCGAGAAGCCUGAACAAACUCUUCUUGUCGAGGAACAAAUCUCAGAGAAGCCUUUUGAUACCACAGAACCAAUUCGUGGAGCCUUCGAGCAGCCACUCGAAAGAUCAGUUGAGACCAUCGAGCCAGAAAGUCGUGAUGUCUUAGAGCCUGCUUCAGUACCACUUCCGGAAGAUGAUAAUGAGGCCAUCGAACUUGAUGAGCCCACAAACUUCGAGACUCUACAGCCAUCUCUUAACCUUAGUCCAUCAAUCCCAAUUCCUGGGGAAACAAUUAUCAAACCAGAGAUUGCGGAGCCCAAAAGUCUUGAAGAACUAGAUGAUUCUGAGCAUGCAGCAUCAAUCCCACUGCCGGAAGAUAUUGUGAUGAAUCCAACCGAGGACAUCGAGCAUCAAGGUCAUGAACCCGCGGAAGCACUUGAACCAGUUUCAGAUGUUGUGGAGAAGACGAUUGAAAACCCCUCCGGCAUUGAGAUCCCCGCAAGCAAAGAAGCAUUGGAAUUUCCAGAACCGAUUUCUUCCAUUCUAGAAAAGUCUUCCCAAGAACCUGCUCCAGUCUCACCAAAGAGGUCUAGAAAAGAUAAGAAAAAGCGCAAUUCUGAUACGUCAAUGCUAGUGGCCGAAGAGUCUCUUUCGUCAGACCCACUCCUCGAAAGCGAAACAAAAGCUGUCGAGCCAACAACGGAAGAAGCAAGACUAAUUGUUUCAAACUCUCCAAUUGCCAGAUCUUCAGAAGAAAUGAUGUUCAGCAAACCACACGAAGACGAGAUUGUUUCAGGAAUGAUAAACCCAAAGACUGAACAGAAGGGCACCGAACUGAUGGGAGGCAUUACAACUCCAAGUAUCUCCGAUGAGAUUGAACAAGUUCUUGAAGAAAAACAUGUCGAGCCACCUGCUGAAGUUCUAACCGAGAAAUCCAAGAAAGACAAGGAAGAACGAAAGUCUGAAGAACUUAUUCUAGACGCUGGAGAUAUUAGUUCUCAAGCUCCAUUGGGACCUGUAACAACUCAGCCGGACGUCGACGUGUCAAACCAAGGAACCGUUCCGAACUCCAUCGAGUCAAUUUCAGAGAGCGUGCAAACAGCCAACGAGGAUGUAUCUAUUCCCUCUUUGACCGAUGUUGAGGUUAAGCAAGACGAUACUCCCAAGUCGGUUUUGGAUGUCCCUCUUGACAAACAGGACCUUGAAUCUGGAUCCAAAGAUAUCACGGACUUGCCAGAAAUAAACUUUUCAGAUGCUCCACUUAAAGAAUUUCAAGAGGAAAAAACGAAGCGCAAAUCCCUUGACACAAGUCCAUCACUUGAGCUUCCUACAGACAGCACGUCGGAAAUGACCGAACUUUCCCAGCCAAUCAAUCAAGCUUCAGAAGAGGAACUUCAUGGCAUAGAACCUGAGGAGACUGCCAGAGAGAUCGUUCAGCAACUAACAGAGCUUCAAGAACAUGCCCUUGAGCAGGAACAAACAGAGGAAGGUUCCAAGGUAUCUAUGGAGCCAGUAAUCGAGUCAAUUGCAUCUGAAUCAUCAACAAACAUUUCUCGUGGACCAAUUGUCGAGUCUGAAAAUAUCAAGGAAGAUGACGUUGCACCUCAGGAAUCAAUUAUACGACAAGAAUCAUCAGGCGAACCAAAAAGCAUCGAGCCAUCCUUAUUACCGCAUCAAAUCAUUGAGCCGCAGACUGUAAACGAAGAAAUUUUCUUACCGCAAAAUGCAAUGAUCAAUUCAAGUGUUGAUAACGAGAAGGCACCUCAAUCACAGGAACGAUUUCUCGAGCCAGAAAUCAGAAAAGAAGAAAGCUUUGUACCGCAAGAAUCAACAGUUGAAUCACCAAUCAGUGAAGAGCCAACUUUUCAGCAAGAGCUAGAAAUUGUGCCAGAAGUUUCCAGUCUCGAAUCUAGUCUUGUACAAGACUCGGUCGUUGAGCCAAUAUCAGAGGAAGAGCAAAUUGUUGUAGAGAAACCAGUCAUCGAGCUCAAUACUCCUGAACCAGCACAAAUUGCUUUGCCAGAAUCACCAAUUGAGCAAACACCAUUCGAGCAAGAAUUGUCUUUUCCACAAGAGUCUCUAACUGAGCCAGAGGUUAUCGAAGAAGCACCUAUUGUUCAAGAUCGUGCAACUAGUCCUCAAACUCCGGAUGUUAAGCUGGUCAUUCCACGAGAAUUGUCUAUAGAGCAAAAGUUUGUCGAGCCUGCACAAAUUUCUUUGCCAGAAUUACCAAUUGAGCAGGAAGUAUCUGAACCAGAAGUUACAACUCAACAGGAGCUCGUUUCUGAAAAUCAUAUCGUUGAAGAACCAAGUCUUUCACGAGAGCACCAUGUCGAACCGAAAAGCUCACAUCCCGAAUUGGUGUACCAUUCAGAAUGGCCUCUUGGACAAAAGACUGUCGAGCCAGAACAAAUUGCCUUGCCAGAAUCACCGAUCGAGCAGGAAUCAUUUGAACCGGAAGUACUAUUUCGACAAGAGCCUGUAGUUGAGUCACAAGAUCGUCCAGUACCAAGUGAUUCAUCAGAAUUGCUAUUUGAGGAGAAGGCUGGAGAGAAAGAAUCGACCUUUCCACAAGAUGCCGUCGACCAGGACAUAACCGAAAGGGCACCCAUCCCUCAGGAACAGGAUAUCGAUUCCAAAAUUUCUGAGCAAGAAUCAAUUGUUUCACAAGUAUUACCCAUCGAGCAAUCAAUCCGUCAACCUUCAGUGGUCAACAUCGAAGAGCCUGUCUCCGAGUCAAACCACAUGGAUGAUAUGUCAAUUCGACAAGAAUCAUCGAUUGAGCCAACGAAAUUAGAAUCAGAUAUACCAAUUUCCGAUAUCGUACCUGAAGAAUCUGCGAGGGAUCUCGAACCUGUUUUCCCCAAUGGAUCUGGAAAGGACAAGGAGAAAGGAGAAAAGAACUUGGACUUCUCGGAAACCUCCGGAGAUCCAAGCAACGUUACUUUUCCUUCUCAAGUACCAGAAAAGCAAGCGCUAGAAAUCGACUCCGAGUUAAAUCCAUUUAAUCCUGACAUUGAACCUGUAUCAAGCUCGCCAGAUAUCGUUUCCGAAAGUUUUGAGCCAAUUGCAAAUGUGGAGCAAAUCAAACCAGAUUUUGUUGAACCUACACCGAAUACAGAACCAAUCGCCAAUGAACAAGCUAUCGAUUCUGCCCUUGAGACGACAUCAUUCAAUUCAACCCUCGAGGACCCUGUACGUGAUCAGCCUCUUGCCGAAAGUCUGCCUACUGAGACUGGAUCAACACAAAGAGAUGAACGGGCCCGGCCGAUGGAGGAGUCAAAAGAGGCGCAAGAGAAGGGUGAUGAUGUCUUGCAACCAAUGAAUGAGCAAUCUAAUAUUGCACCUCAAGCCCCAGAAAUCACAAGUACGCCGCUUGAGAUCACAGAUAUUCCAUCCAUGGGAGACGAUGUAAAAGAAAUGGCAAACGGGGAUGUAACCGAAACCGAUGAAGAUUCGUUCUUAGAUGCUGUUGAAUCUUUCUCCAUAGAAGAUACUCCGAUGAAUUUAACCCCUCGUGCCUCACAAGAGCUUGUUGAGGCUGUUGAGCCCGAGUUUGAAGAACUUACUCAAGAGCCCGCAGAAAAGUCCGUUCCGGAAGUUAUCAAGCCGCUACACGAAGAAGAAUUUAUUCCAGCCCUUAUGCCUGAGACCGUACAACAAAACAAUGAUGCGUUUCCUAGUUCUGAAGAGAUUACACUGGAGGAGCACAAAUCGAUUCUAGCCGAUGAGCUAUCAAAAAAUGAUUUACCACAAGAGAUGCUAAAUGAGGAGCACCCAAAGGAAGAGCACAGACCAGCAGAUGAUGAUGUCACUGAGGUCUUAACCAAGAAUUCCAAGGAUAUAAAUGAUCGUGAGUUUGGAUUUUCUUCACCGGUACAGUUUAUCCCCAAAGACACCCAAAUAGGAGUACCGGAUGUUGUGGAGCCAGUACCUACAGAGAUAACACUCGAUGAAUUUAAGGCCAUUCCCACUGGAGACAUGCCAAAGGAAGUUCAACAACAAACCGAGGACGAAUGGGGUACGGUUUCUACCAAGAAAUCAAAAAAGGACAAGGAGAGACUUAAAUCUACCUUGUCUACCCCAUUGGAGCCCGAGGUUCCCAAUGUUGCUACUGAGCUUCCUGAGGAUAUUCCACCAAAUUCUGGAAAGCUUGAAGAGCUACUUCCAACUAUUGAGGACGUACCUGAUACUCAUACAUCUUUCCAGAUUCCACAGGUUGAUAAAAUUGUUUCCGAGCAUGAUCCUUUUGACAUGUCACACGAUAAGAACGAUAAAAAGGGCAAAGAAAUUUCGAGUAGAGCAUUCGACCCAGAGCCAGAAAUCCCAGCCUUGGCCAAUACCGUCGCGGUAUCCGAUAUACAGGAUGUCAAGCCCGCCGAGCGUCUCCUGGCUUCUCCUAUUCCAAUACGAAAUGCCGUUCCAACACCAAAACCAAUUACGGAACCAGAUAUGAUUUCGCCUCCCUCAUCAUAUCCAUUAAAGCCGCUUAUCGAUGAGUCAAACAAUCUCUCUACUGCAUUAGUACAAGCUCCUUCCAAAAAAGACAAGAGAAAACGUCAAGCAACAAUAAAUCUUGAAACACCCAAAGACGAUCAACGAACUUUUUGGGCAGGUGAAGUUCCCGAAGCAGAAGUUAUCAGGGCUGUGCCAGUCAUCGAAGAUAUUGGACGAGAUGAAUUCUAUUCUCAUAUUGCCAGCACGGUCAAAGAAUCCGAAGCGAACGAAUUUUCUAGACCACCCGCCAAGAAAGGAAAGAAGAAUACGAGAAGAGAAUCAACCGAUAUCAAAGACUUCCGAUCAUCAAUGGGGGAAGGUUUAUCAAAAAAUGAACCAAUGAAGGAGCGCAAAGAGACGCCAUCUGUAGUAGCCGCAACUGCAGCAAUUGUUAGUGCAGCACUUUUGGCUAGCAAGAGCAAGGAAUCAGAGGUUGAAGCUGCUGAGGAAGAAGAAAGCCCCAUGACGGAAAAGUUAUCUGGGGACGAAGAGCAUGAACUAAGCAUGGACAAGAUAGCACCAAGUGAUGUCGUAUCCGAUGAUUCUGUACCAAGGGAAGAUAAGGAUUCAAAAGUGUUUGAAGAGAUGAAGGAUGAAUAUGACAGUGAUGGAUUUCGAGAAAGGGAUAUGAUUGUGCAAGAACCAGAGCAGAUAGGGAACAUCCAGGAUCCAAUGAUUGAGACAUCUGACAAGGCUGCUGCUGUAGAACCUCAAGAGAUUAGAACUCCUAGAUCUCUUAGCCCCGUUCUCGACAUUUCAAGGCUUACUCAAGAGCCGGAGCAGAUGGAACCGAUGCAGCGAAAAGAAGUCGCCGAAACACUCAAGUCAGAUACACUCGAGUCAGAUAAAAUGGAACGUUCUAUUUUGCAUGAGCCAGAGGAGACCAACACCAUUCAAGAGCCAGUGGAACAGAUGUCCACUGAGCAUGCGGGAGAUGAAAACGCCAUUUUGCAUGAGCCAGAACAAAUGGAGGCCGUCCAGAAACCAACGACACAAGUUCCUGCCGACUCUACCAUUGUAGAACGCCAAACCGUACAAGAGUCAGAGCAGAUUGGAGCUUCUCAAGAACCAAUGGUGCAGAUCCCUACCAAACCAUUGAUAAUGGAAGAUCGUGAAAGUGCAACGCCCACGCCACCUCGCCAUUUUGAUCCCAAUGACAAAACUCAAGAAAUGGCACUGGCUGCCCAAUCCUAUGCUUCGAGCAGUUCUUCAAGCCCAAGACGAUCACCACCUGCACGCGAACCAAGAGGAGAUCUGCCAGAAGAGUACCUCUCUAGACCAUCGAGAAGAGAUAUGGAGAAGAAAAGAAGGAAGAAGUCAAUCGAGGUUGACGAUAAGCUAGAUCUUUUACCGACACCAAUCCAAGAAGCCUUGCGAAAUACUAUUGUUGAGCCCCGAGCUAGAGAAACCAGUCCUUCGCCGAUCUCCUCUCCAAUAGCCGAACGAGCUAAAAGAGCUAGAUCAAGAUCCCGUCCUCCAUCUCGACCUGGAACACCUGGCUUGACAAUGCUACGAGAAGAGUCAGAGGAUGAAAAUGCUCUCAAUGUAGGAAACAGAGACAGUGCUUUUAUAGGCGACUCUCCAAACCCUUCUCAAGGAAACUUCGCCGACAAGCAUGAAGACAUUCGUGAUAGUGGCAUCCACUUAAGAGACAAUUCACCUUCUAUGCGUGUUAGAGCACCCGUAUCUUCAACCGAUGCAGCUAUCGAUAGCAUGACGUGGCCUUCUGUGGAUGAAGAUGCUGGGACGGUUAAUCUUGAACAGCCGCAACGACCAAAAGUUGUGGAAGACUUAACACGUCAUGGCCAUGGAAUUGAUGAUCUGCCAUCUCAGAGGCACAGAGAAGAGGGGCACACAGAUCUACAUAAAACACAGGCAAUUCACAGAGCACAUUCACCUCAUGAAGAAAAGCAUAAGCUUUCUCGCAAAACUUCUUUAAGUCGUGGGGAACUCGCAGAAGCGAAUCAUGUAGACUUUGUCCGAUCCCAACGGCUUAAGGCGUUCCAAACGAAAUCCAAGGAAAAGUUAUCUGAGCCUCCCGAGCAGAAGCAAUCAACAAACCAAACUGAGCAGCGAAGUGUUUCCGAGAGUUCUCCAUCGUUAAUCGGAAGUGCAGCUCUUGCAGCAGCAGGAUCGGGAUUUGCAGCAGCAAGGAAAUUAAGUCAAGAAAGCCGACCUUUAAGUGCUCAAAGCCACAAGAGUCAAAGAUCCGCUUCAAAUAUCAGUGUUACUCGAUUGCGAACACCCAUUCCAUUAGAUGCGCCUCAAGCGCCACAGUUCCCCGAUAGCGCUAAGACCAAUCGUUCGUUUACACCGCCACUUCGUCGUAGCGCCCGGAAAAUUAGCGGGGAUCCAAGAUCACUCCGUCAACAAAGCAACAUUGAUCUCGCUAAGGAAAUUGAUCCAGCCUCCAUCAAUACCGCUACAUCGACAACCUUAACAAAUACUGCAAAUCCCACUGCAAAUGAGGGCCGAGCCAGGGCACAAGAUAUGGCCGAUGUCUACGAUGGCUAUGGUGAAGGCCAUAUGGGCUCACCACGAUCUCCCACUCGACCUCACAGUAUGCGACGACGACAAAGUAUGCAAGUCUUGGAACUCGAAUCAAAACUGGAUCAAUUAACUGCGGAAAAUCGCGCGCUCGCCGAAUCUAAAGCUCAUGCCGAACAUAUGCUCCGAUCAAGCCAAGGUGCGCCUGCGGCCUUGGUAGAAAGGGAUGCGCAAAUCGAUCUACUCAAACGAACACUGUCAUCGAUGCAAGAUGAGGUUAAAAGAUUGACUGAAGUGAAUGCGGGUCUUUCUAGUGCGGCUGUUACACUAGGUCAACAACAUAAUGCACGAUAUGGCACACUCGAAUCACAACAUGCACAAACUUCACGCGAACUCCAGCAGGCCCGCGAGGCUCAUCACAACCUACAAAGCGAAGUACAAGGCGUCAUACACAAUGCUAUACAAGAAAGGGACCAGGAAAUUGCAUCAUUGCGAUCUCAACUGGAUGUGGCCAAGGAACAAAUUCGGGCAAUGCAGAGGGAAAUUCUAGCUGCCAAAGCUGGUGACGCUCAAUUCCUGAUCAUCCGAGACGAGGACUAUUUCGAUAAUGCUUGUCAACAACUCUGCCAACAUGUCCAGCAAUGGGUACUUAGAUUCUCGAAGUUCUCUGACAUGAGAGCCUGUAGACUCACGAGCGAAAUCAAUAACGAUAAAACCAUUGAUCGACUCGAUAAUGCCAUUCUAGAUGGCUCAGAUGUGGAUAGUUAUCUUGCUGAUAGAGUGAGGAGACGAGAUGUAUUCAUGUCAAUGACAAUGACAAUGGUGUGGGAAUUUAUAUUCACUCGCUACUUAUUUGGCAUGGAUCGAGAACAAAGACAAAAGCUCAAGUCACUGGAGAAGGUAUUAUCUGAAGUUGGACCACCAUCGGCUGUUCAUCAAUGGCGCGCUACGACUUUGACCUUGUUAUCCAAACGAGAGUCAUUCGCCAGGCAGAAAGAACAAGAUACAUUGGCUGUGGUGCAUGCUGUUUUAGAGACCCUAACAGAGAUCUUACCUCCACCUAGUCACCUUGAAGGUCAAAUCGAGGAACAACUCAAACGUGUUAUAAAAGCUGCCGUUGAUCUCUCCAUAGAAAUGCGCACUCAACGCGCAGAAUACAUGAUGCUACCACCACUUCAACCCGAAUACGACGCCAAUGGCGAUCUCGCCAGUAAAGUCUCCUUCAACGCUGCACUCAUGAACGAACGCAGCGGAGAUACCAUUUCCAAUGAAGAACUCGAGGCACAAAGAGCUGUCGUCAGAGUUGUACUCUUUCCACUUGUGGUGAAGAAGGGUGAUGAUUUAGGACAAGGCGAUGAGGAAAUCGUGGUUUGUCCUGCUCAGGUUUUGGUUGCCAAACCCAGAAUGGGCAAGGGACCAGUGGGAAGGGUUUAUAGUCCGGCGAGUGGAGCGGACAUGGAUAGGAGAAGUGAUAGGAGCCGAACUCCUGCUAGUUUGCAGAGUAGUAUGCCUGAUACCAAUGUUAUUUGA